AUGUCCAGAGCGCAAACUCCAGUCAAUUCGCAGCGUCCUCCCUUGGAUGGCGUCCACAGCACACCGCAGUCCGCAGGAUCCGGCUCAAAUCUCACCUAUGACACCCAAUCUACGCGCCUACACUACUCACCGUAUCUGUACCAAGACCUCAGCAACGAGAAGAUUAUGGCCUUUGAAGAUUUCUGCAAGACCAUCUUCGACUUCGACUUUGACCAGCCAAAGAAACCAAUAACGAAGAAACUCCGCACUCUUCUUGAUCGCUAUCGCCUUCCCGUCACAGAAGAGACCGGCAGAUACGAGCCAUUCAUUCUGCUCGCUAAUGAAAUUCUGCGAGAAUGCGGUUCGGAAUACGUAUUUGUCCGAAACGAUCCCAAGUACCUCUGGGGUAUUGACCCCGGCCGCAAGCCCGACAUCUUGCUCGUCCACAAGUCUGCGUCGCUUCUACGAGAACCUAUCGUCCAAGGACCCGAGGUGGCGUUUCAUCCGUGCGACAUCAUCUCCUUCCACGAGUUCAAACUCGUUCAGAAGGAUUUGAGAGUACCAAUCCCGCCUCGGCCUACACCAUCGGUCAAGGAAACCUUUGGACCUUCCGCUCAGAAGCGAAAAGCGAGCACGUCGGAGCAUGCGACAGAGGGCCGCGUUCGUAAAAGCCCCCGUCCCAGUUCCUCUUCGACCAGUGUGGCACGCACAAAAGGAAGCGAUGUAGCUGCUGGACGAGGCCUAGAAGUACCCGUAGAGGAGGAGGCGUCGAGUACUGCCCUUGUACAUCAUCCCCUGAUUCAAUGCGCAAGCUACGCAUUGGAGAUGCUCUCCAAGGGAUUCCGUCGACACGUAAUCGGCUUCCUCGCUACCGAUGGCCAGAUAGAGUUCCUGUAUUACGAUCACUCUGUGGUCUUGCGUUCCUCGCCGUUCAGUUUUGUCGACAAUCUCGACCAGUUUCACCAAAUCAUCUCGCAUUUGGGUCGCAUGCCUCUCGACCGUUAUGGCUUCUGCUCCAAUGUGAUCCUGGCAACCCCGGAUUGCAUGUCUGAUCGCUUGUACAACAUGAGGAACAAGGAUAGACAAACGAUUGCGAACACCUUCGAGGGCCUCAAUCUGACGCUCAACAACGGGCUCGUGCUUACGCUGGGACACAUCGCCUACCAGCCUCAUGGGUUAAUUGGGCGAGGCACUUUGGUCGUGAAAGUGCAAGCGGGCAGUAAUGUUCCUAAGGAGUGGCCUGAACGGGUUGUCGCCAAGCUCAGCUGGCUACCGAGCUCGCGGGAACCAGAACACGACAUAUUGAAGGAGAUUCAGAAAGCCAUCGUUCGCGACCCUUCAGCUGCAUGGGUUUCGGAUCAUCUUCCCAACGUCCUGUAUUCGCAGGUCUGCGAUGCACCUGACGGCAUCGUCGCUUCUCUUGUCCGACACUUUAAAGACGAUUACGAGGAGAGGAGACUUUAUCUACUGGUCAUGGAAGAGCUAGGCUGUAUCGACGCAAUCAAAGACUGCGACUCGCUUAAGACAGCGUAUAAGCAAAUCGUUCGAUGUCAUCAUUGGGUCUACGAGAGGGCGGGGAUAUUGCACCGUGACAUCAGCGUGAAGAACCUGAUGUUCCGGCAAAAGAACGACACCAUUGUGGGGGUUCUGAACGACUUUGACCUGGCGACACCGGCAGCAAAGCUCGACAAGGGGCCGACAUCGAAACAAAGGACGGGAACAUGGCCGUACUUGGCGAUCGAACUUCUUGAUCCGUCGACUUGGCUUCAACCUCCUCCACAUCUGUAUCGAUACGAUCUGGAGUCCUUCUUUUGGGUUCUGCUCACCCUAGCAGUCGAUCCAGACAAGUCUGUCACGUACAAUAUCCUGCGGUGGUCGGAAUAUGAUCACGUCACAUUAUACAAUACAAAGUCGUCAUUCUUCUUCAAUGUUGGGAUUCAGGAGACUCCGUUGCAACCCCAAUACGAGCGCUUGAGGGAUCGGCUAACUCAUUUGGCGUAUCUCUUUGAUGACGCAAAGAGGGCACGACAAUAUGCAGAGAUCCCAAACCCGCGUUGUAUGAGUUCGAAAAUGCCUGCUGUGAAGAACGAAGCAGCUAGUCGGAUCUUCAAGUGCGCCUUCAAUAUGACCUUCUGGAGUCGCUUCACCCCAUCCUACAACCAUUUGCCAUUGGGUAUAGAACCAGCGAGGAUAGCCUCCUCAGGCUGCGACUUCAGACAGGGUGUCGACCGGGCCGUAUGCAGUGGCAAUUCCCGUGGGUUCACAUACAGUGCCAGGCAUUAG
Messenger RNA from Pleurotus ostreatus (oyster mushroom), 2262 nucleotides. RefSeq lists its product as uncharacterized. Gene Ontology annotation, biological process: protein phosphorylation. The transcript has 4 exons. The record is from RefSeq and is a predicted model, not a curated record. Bases 1 to 2262 code for a protein of 753 amino acids. Gene Ontology annotation, molecular function: protein kinase activity; ATP binding. NCBI's taxonomy places the organism in Eukaryota, Fungi, Basidiomycota, Agaricomycetes, Agaricales, Pleurotaceae.